CCGGAGCUUCACUACUUGAGAUUACUCUCAUUCGCUUUCUUUUGCCUCUCGCAUUUUCUUCAUCCUUUUUGCCUCAGAGCUCCGUGGAGAGCAGCAAUCAGUAGCCAUGGCUGAGCAGACUGAGAAAGCUUUUCUUAAGCAACCCAAGGUCUUCCUUAGCUCGAAGAUAUCUGGGAAAGGAAAGAGACCUGGUAAAGGUGGAAACCGUUUCUGGAAGAACAUUGGUUUGGGUUUCAAGACUCCUCGUGAAGCCAUUGAUGGAGCUUACAUUGACAGUAAAUGUCCAUUCACUGGAACCGUUUCUAUCAGAGGACGUAUCUUAGCUGGUACUUGCCACAGUGCCAAGAUGCAGAGAACCAUCAUUGUUCGUAGGAAUUACCUUCACUUUGUGAAGAAGUAUCAACGAUAUGAGAAGAGACAUUCCAACAUCCCUGCCCAUGUCUCACCGUGUUUCCGUGUCAAGGAAGGUGACCAUGUCAUCAUUGGCCAAUGCAGGCCGUUGUCGAAGACGGUUAGGUUCAAUGUGCUGAAGGUGAUUCCAGCGGGUGCAUCUGCCUUUGGUAAAAAGGCCUUCACUGGAGUGUAAGAGUUUUGAAAGUCAUGGGAGAUUUUGGUUUGAUUUUGAUUUCGGAAUGUUUUAAUGUUUUGUUUAAAGAUCCCUUUUGUUGGAGACUUUGAUUAUCACAGACGAAAUACAAAUCUACGCACUUUCGUUGAACAACUCUACUAUAUUCAACUCUUGAAAUUUGCAAAUCUCUCAAAAUCACUUGGCUACACAGAAGUUUUUGUAGUUUAAGAAAAAAGAAGUGGACUUGUUUAUUUUUGUCAAAUGAAUUCUUCUAUCUGUUACUAUCAUGGUUAUUUGUGUUUUUUUGGGCAUACCCUACUAAACCAUAAGAACACAUUGCAUUCAAAA
This is a messenger RNA of Arabidopsis thaliana (thale cress), 916 nucleotides long. It is a transcript of the gene RPS11-BETA, whose product is annotated as ribosomal protein S11-beta. NCBI's taxonomy places the organism in Eukaryota, Viridiplantae, Streptophyta, Magnoliopsida, Brassicales, Brassicaceae. Gene Ontology annotation, biological process: translation. Gene Ontology annotation, cellular component: cytoplasm; ribosome. The coding region runs from base 107 to 586 and encodes 159 amino acids. The record is from RefSeq and is marked reviewed. Gene Ontology annotation, molecular function: structural constituent of ribosome; mRNA binding. The transcript is spliced from 6 exons.